CCAACAGAGGACAAAUCAGCUCCCUCCAGCGUCACUGCCACCUGAGGAUUAGCUCUGAAACACUUUCCAAAAAAGUAUUGGAUUGUUGCAGCAUGCAUCAUCUCCCUCCUUCUCUUCUCUGUCUCUCAUUCUUUUUUUUAAACUUACUCCUGGAUUUUUAGCUGCAGUGUGAACAGCACAUUGUCAGACUUGCCCCUCCUGUUCAGCCAGGCACAUCCUGCUCAGCUUCAAAGACUGACCCCCAUAAGACACUUUGCAAACUUUUUUUUUCAGUGUACUACAUUUUUCUUUCCCCCUUACCUUUACUUUAUUACAUCUUUUUCUCACCUUUCUUCUGUGUGUGGAAUCCCAUAGUCUGCAGCCAUGGAAGCCAUCAAGAAGAAAAUGCAGAUGCUAAAGCUGGACAAGGAGAAUGCCAUCGACAGAGCUGAACAGGCAGAGGCGGAGCAGAAGGCAGCUGAAGACAGAUGCAAACAGUUGGAAGAAGAACUGCAGGGCCUGCAGAAAAAGCUUAAGGGAACAGAAGAUGAGCUGGAUAAAUAUUCUGAAUCUCUAAAAGAUGCUCAAGAGAAGCUGGAACAGGCUGAGAAGAAGGCAGCUGAUGCUGAAGCAGAAGUAGCUUCUCUGAAUCGCCGUAUCCAGCUAGUAGAGGAAGAGUUAGAUAGAGCACAAGAGCGUCUUGCCACAGCACUGUUGAAACUGGAAGAGGCUGAAAAGGCAGUAGAUGAGAGCGAGAGAGGCAUAAAGGUCAUUGAGAACAGAGCCAUGAAGGAUGAAGAGAAAAUGGAAAUUCAGGAGAUGCAGCUAAAAGAGGCCAAACACAUUGCAGAAGAGGCAGACAGAAAGUAUGAGGAGGUGGCCCGUAAGCUGGUGAUCCUAGAAGGUGAACUAGAGCGAUCUGAGGAACGAGCUGAAGUAGCUGAGGCUAAAUGUGCUGAUUUAGACGAGGAAUUGAAAAAUGUGGGCAACAACCUGAAGUCUCUGGAAGCCCAGUCAGACAAGUAUUCCUUGAAAGAGGACAAAUACGAGGAAGAGAUUAAGCUUCUAUCAGACAAACUGAAGGAGGCUGAAACUCGUGCUGAAUUUGCUGAACGGUCAGUGGCCAAAUUGGAAAAGACCAUUGAUGAUCUUGAAGAUGAGCUCUUUGCUCAGAAGUCCAAAUACAGGGAGAUCUCUGACCAGAUGGGAGAUGCAUUGACAGAGCUAUCCAUGCUCUGACGUUUCUCGUGCAACAUUUCCAUUGUCUUCAUCUCCUGUUCCUCUGCAUACCCUUUUACCCUCCAAGCAAAGAUGCCAGUGUUCAUUUGUUUUGUUUAUUUGAUGAUUGUAAAGAAUUGUCAAGUUUUAAAUCAUGUUUACAAAUGGCACAUUGGUAGGAGUUUAUAAGAAUUACAUGAAUGAAAAUGUAGGUGAUAAUUCUUGAUUCUCUUCCCCAUGCCCCAAAAACAAUGUCCCUAUGGAAUCCAUUGUCUUGACUUGGUAAGAGAAAUUGCAUCUGCGUUUCCUUGGUUUAUUUAUCUUGUGUAUUGUAGAAAUGCUAAUUCUUCCACUAAAAGACUCCUGGUUGUUUUUCUCAAAAAAAAAAAAAAAAGACAAUGCAGCUAAAGAAUUUCAUUAGAUUGUUGAAGUGUUUAGCUGCCAUUUUCUAAUGUCAAAUAUUUUUAUUUUUGUUUUGCCAAGUAAAAAAAAUAUUCUGCCUUUCAUGUUUCAGUGUUCUGUAGAGUUACAGUAGCUAAAAGCUUGGAAAUGCUUUGAAGCACUGGUAAAGUCCAGUGACCUUGAACUAGUAUGUCUACCUUAGCUUUAAUGAGGUACAGGUGUUGUGACCUUGCUGUCAGUUAUAUCAUUAAACAAUAAGAAGAACCAGUAUCCUCCGGUUUGUUAGCUUGACACAUAUUGCUAGCAGGCUUCAUAAUUAUGCUCCUUGUCAGUUUCUAGGUAAAUCAGAAGUACACAUAUUUCCCUCCUAAUAAAGCAGCAUUUUUUUAAUCUUGCAUCACUCCCUGUUGUCAGAACACCAGGCUGUCAGUAUGCAUUCAAGACAGAAAAAGACCCUUUCAAAAUAAAACCCUACACAUGAUGAAAUUACCCAUUUUCUGUUUUUGGAUGCCAUUUGGUCUUUCUGUAUUUAUAAAACUUCAUGAUCUGUACAUGAGCUGCAAUGCCCCCCCCCCCCUAUUUCUUAGACACCAAGUACUGCUCAUUGGCAUUACAUACAAACUUCUACAUAACACUCCCCCCUAUUUUCAUUAACAUUUGACCCCUUUGGACUGUGGUUGAAAUGUGCUUAUGUUUUUGAUUCUUGACUCUCCAUUAUUGUAUUAAACAUACAAGCCUUCUUGCACAUAUUUAAACAGGUAUUGUCCCCUUCUCUUACUGAGAUUGCAUACUUAAACAGGUAUUGUCCCCCUCUUCAUACUGAGACCUGUUCAUAUAAUGCAUGUACUUUAAUCCAUUAGUUGCCCUUAACAGGUUAAACUGUUCAUCAUGCAAGUAAAUUUAACAAUGUUCUUUAGUUUGACCCUUUACAUAGAUUGUGGACACCUACCCUCUAGCCUCAUGCAUAGUUUAAAACACAUUUGUCUCAAAUACAGAGCAGCUAAGGGAUCAGAAUAUCCUGACUAGUGCUGAAAAGGUUGGUGGUCCUGUUUCUCUGUAAGUGGCUGCAUAUACUUAGCACAUUUGCAUCUAUGAUAUAGCUUCUCAGAGAGACCCAUUUUCUGUACUGCUGCCCAGACAUUUAUUUAGAAUUUGACAAUUCUCCAAUGAUUUCUGUUACCAUUUCUUUGUACUGGCCCUUCCUUUAUUCUCUACCUUUGCAUUUUUUGUGCCUUUACUCAGUCUUGUUUGGAUGCAUUUUUCAGUUUAUGCCUGCUCUCUCAUUGUUUCAGUUUCUGUUACUGACAUUUCAAAUAAAAUCCAUUAUUUUACUUUU
Molecule: messenger RNA, 2935 nt
Organism: Protopterus annectens (West African lungfish)
Lineage: Eukaryota; Metazoa; Chordata; Ceratodontiformes; Protopteridae
Gene: TPM2
Product: tropomyosin 2
Exons: 9
Coding region: 364-1218 (284 amino acids)
Biological process (GO): actin filament organization; muscle contraction
Cellular component (GO): actin filament
Molecular function (GO): actin filament binding
Source: RefSeq, a predicted model, not a curated record